This is a messenger RNA of Giardia duodenalis, 1662 nucleotides long. Its product is annotated as Phosphatidylinositol-glycan biosynthesis, class O protein. Gene Ontology annotation, molecular function: mannose-ethanolamine phosphotransferase activity. Bases 1 to 1662 code for a protein of 553 amino acids. Gene Ontology annotation, biological process: GPI anchor biosynthetic process. Lineage: Eukaryota; Fornicata; Diplomonadida; Hexamitidae. The record is from RefSeq and is a predicted model, not a curated record. The transcript has a single exon. Gene Ontology annotation, cellular component: endoplasmic reticulum membrane.
AUGGUGGUGCUGGUCAUAGGAUUCUUUCUCUCCAUAUUGAUGUGCACGCGCAUUGACGUGUUCUUGCUGGAUGGCAUGCGAGAAGACUUUUUUCUCGACGGGGAAGUCAUCAAUAAAACAUAUUUCCCUCGUCUUACUGUCUCUGCCUUUCCAUCUGUAAAGAAAACAGUGCUCACCGAAACACCAACGUACACAACCAACUGUCUUCAUGCCAUGUAUACAGGUAGGGUCACUCAUCCGCUUUGCGUCCUGCUGGCACUGGCUCCAUCAAUGUAUACCAUCACUGGAGGACCAAGAGAAAAACCUCGCGUUCUCAAGCUUCUGCUGCAGAGGGGGUAUAGUUUGAGUGUCAGUGGGGAUGACACAUUAGCCAAGAUGUUCCCUAGCUACUUCAGUCAAUCGCAGACAGCAUACUCCUUCAGCAUAGGUGACUAUGACACAGUAGAUAACAUAGUACUCCAGAGCCUGCAAGAUCUUUGGGCAAGUGGUGCAGCUGUAACCAAUCAGUUCUCGGUAUACCACUUUCUCGGAGCAGACCAUGUUGCACACAGCGAAGGCCUACUGUCCGCUACACUACGUGAGAGGUAUAACAGGUAUGAUAAUCUGAUAGACACUCACCUGAAUUUUCUUCACAAUAUGUGGACCAAAGGCGAUCUUGAUAGCUAUGUUGUCAUCAUUCUCUCGGACCACGGGAUGACAGACAAGGGUACCCACGGCGGCUUCAGUGCAGCAGAGACUCACACUCCCUUUCUGCUAUUCACGUCCUCAGAAUCGCUUAGAGAAGGCCUUGAAACGCGAGUCGGUCAACUGAUUCCACAGCGACACAUCCUACUUCACGUUCUCUCGAAGUUAUUUCUCGCAGAGACAGGAGCCGAAAUUGAGAUAGAAGCGACAGAUGGAGCGCCUUCCAGUGCUGUUUCGUCCAUAGACGUCUGUAUUAUCAUCGCUUACACUAUCUUAUUAGCGAUACUUUCGACAAUAAUUAUCGCCCGUAAGCGUCCUAUAAGCUCAGCAAUUCUAAUGUGUCAGUUUCUGUGCGCUGUAGCUGCACGGUUUGCGCACAACGAAACGGUGCCUUUGGUAAUUAGCCUUGCAAUGGAACUUAUUUGGAAGACUAGGUCUGAUAGCAAUGAAAUCAACGUAAGAUACGGUGGAAAGAAUCCUGCGAGAAGACAUAGCAUGUAUCGGGCUCUCCUAAUUGUAUCUUAUGGUGCCUGGAUAGCGUCUCUUGCAUAUAUUACAAGGAGCGUGUACUCAGUAACACCAGCAGCCUUGAUGUUGGUGAUCCAAACCUUCAAUGCCCGAGCAGAGCUGCGGCAUAUAUUGCUGCGCCUGCUACUCAACGGUAUGGGGCACACAGAACUCUUUUCAUAUAGACUUCCAUCCAUAUAUCUGUCAAAUAGACCCAAAAACUCGGCCAAUCCUUGGAGUUGUGCAGCUUAUAUUUUCUUAGCCGAUGGACUGCCUACAAUGAUCAGCGGAAGCAUAUAUGACUUCACCAGUCUUGCUACUCUGAUAUUCUCCUCUCUGCUAUUUCGAUGGCACCCCCUCUACAACUCCAUCUGCGUUUCGAGGCUAAUAAUGGGGAUCGUGACGGCUAUUCUGAGUUUAAGCGGUGUGAUUAUGAGGAGAGUAGGGUCAACCUUGGGGUUCUUGAGAUAG